GAGAUGCAGAAUGCAAGCAUUGCUAAAAGCUCUAGUUCCCUCUGUACCGAAAAGGACUGAUGUAGGCUAAUGUGACUGACAAGAAUAAGGAGGCGAAGUGAAACAUAAAAGGCGACCAGUAAGAAAAAGGACUUGCAUUUCCAGUGCUGUCGAAGAUCAGGAUGGCACUGGAAGACUACAACUAUAGUUACAACUUAAACUACAAUUACACUGAUGACUAUACAAAUGACGACUGUGAUAACGAACAUGUCAUCCAAUUUGGUGCCGUAGCUACUCCAGUCGUCUUCUUUGCAGUGACGGUCCUCAGCCUCAUUGGAAACCUGCUGGUGAUUGUGAUCCUGCUCAAGUAUGAAAACCUCAAGUCCAUCACAAACUGCUUCAUCUUCAACUUGGCUCUGUCAGACCUCAUGUUCACCUUUGGAUUACCCUUCUGGGCAUACUAUCAUUUGGACCAGUGGGUGCUUGGAGACUUCACCUGCAAAGCUGUCAAUUUUGUGUUUUACGCAGGCUUCUACAACAGCUCUUUGUUCUUGACUGUAAUGACUCUGCAAAGGUACAGGGCGGUGGUGUAUCCUCUGUCUGACCGGGGUGAGAAACGCACAUGCUUAGCUCUGAGUUUGUCAGUCUGCAUUUGGGUCGUCAGCUUUGCUGCAGCAAUGCCGGCAACAUUACGUAACAAGGUACAGGUGCAUUACAACGUGACUCGCUGUAUUUAUGAUGAAAUUAAUUGGAGACAUGCUGCGACAUAUCAACAAAAUGUAUUUUUCUUCCUUGCCUUUGGAAUUAUGUGGUUCUGUUAUUACAGAAUACUGAAGACAAUCCUGAAUUCACCGUCACGUAAGAGAAUUCGGACAGUGAAACUGAUUUUUGUCAUUGUGGUUGUGUUUGUGCUAGGGUGGGCACCAUACAACAUAGUGAUAUUCCUCAGGACCUUUGCAGAUCGUUACCCUUUCAAUGAGUGUGACGUCAGUAUAAACCUGGACUAUGCUUUCUAUGUUUGCCGACUAAUAGCCUUCUCAAAUUGCUGCCUCAAUCCUGUGUUCUACGCCUUCGUUGGAGUAAAGUUUAGAAAACACCUGAAAGUGAUUUUUCACAAGAUCUCACCGCCACCACAUGCCAGUCUGGAGUCUCAGCGCACCAGAAUGAUGGUCAUGCCAUCACAAGGGUCUAUGUACUAGCCAGUGUGCCACCACUCAAGGAGAGCCUGAUUAAGCCCCAUUUUUCGUGGUUGG
Engraulis encrasicolus (European anchovy) is the source of this 1232-nucleotide messenger RNA. Its product is annotated as chemokine XC receptor 1-like. The record is from RefSeq and is a predicted model, not a curated record. The transcript is spliced from 2 exons. Gene Ontology annotation, molecular function: C-C chemokine binding; C-C chemokine receptor activity. Gene Ontology annotation, cellular component: membrane; external side of plasma membrane. NCBI's taxonomy places the organism in Eukaryota, Metazoa, Chordata, Actinopteri, Clupeiformes, Engraulidae. The coding region runs from base 162 to 1178 and encodes 338 amino acids. Gene Ontology annotation, biological process: immune response; cell chemotaxis; positive regulation of cytosolic calcium ion concentration.